Cyprinodon variegatus (sheepshead minnow) is the source of this 5519-nucleotide messenger RNA. RefSeq names its product steroid hormone receptor ERR2-like (gene esrrb). The record is from RefSeq and is a predicted model, not a curated record. Bases 528 to 1883 code for a protein of 451 amino acids. Gene Ontology annotation, molecular function: DNA-binding transcription factor activity; steroid binding; sequence-specific DNA binding. Gene Ontology annotation, cellular component: nucleus. Lineage: Eukaryota; Metazoa; Chordata; Actinopteri; Cyprinodontiformes; Cyprinodontidae. Gene Ontology annotation, biological process: regulation of DNA-templated transcription. The transcript has 10 exons.
GAGACGAUGCAAGUAGACGUUGCAGGUGGAAAAUAUAUUUUAAUUCUUAAAUGAAUAAUCAAGGAGAUGAUUACAUCUGCACAUUUUUCUGAUCUUGAACUAUAUUUGACCCGAGCUCCGCUGGUUAGGAGGUGUUUGGUUCAGCUACAGGGUGCGCACCGGAGGAGGAGUUGACGGUGCGUCUGCCGUGCGCGGCGGAUAAACGGUGCGCUCAGACGCACAGACGGAGCCAAACCAACAGCAACACCUGGAGACUCAACUUCCACCGCGCGCAGGUUGUGUCCACAGUAGCAGCGGCGGGGAUGGGACAUGACUUGUCCGAGUAAGAGAGCGGCUCUUUCAUGCUCUCUUGUACCUUUUACGGAGAGGCCGGGCAGCAACUUCAGGGCACCUCGUGAGUUUCUGAGAAGAGGACAGACUGCUGUUUUCCUUUGACUGGACUCAGCCGAGUGUCAGGAUGCCAUGACCCUCUCAGCUAUCAUAACCAGGCUUUGUUGUCCAAAUCAUUAGAGAGAUUCCUGAGUCCAAUGGCCACGCUGGAGACCUCUCAUUUCUGGCUGCUGAAUAGAAUGGCCGCUGAUGAACGGCAUCUACCGUCCAGCUGUGGGUCCUACAUCAAGACAGAGCCAUCCAGUCCCUCCUCGGUCAUUGACACAGUCAGCCACCACAGUCCCAGCGGAAACUCGGACGCCAGCGGCGGCUAUGUCAGCACCAUGAACAGCCACUCCAACGGCCUGGACUCUCCACCAAUGUUCACCCCCGGCGGGCUAGGCGCCGGCUCCUGCCGUAAGCGCUACGAUGACUGCUCCAGUACCAUCAUGGAGGACUCAUCCAUAAAAUGCGAAUACAUGUUGAACUCCCUCCCCAAGAGGCUGUGCCUGGUCUGUGGAGAUAUAGCCUCAGGGUAUCACUAUGGGGUGGCUUCUUGUGAGGCCUGCAAAGCCUUUUUUAAAAGGACAAUACAAGGUAACAUAGAAUACAGCUGUCCCGCCACAAACGAAUGUGAGAUCACAAAACGGAGACGCAAAUCAUGUCAGGCUUGUCGCUUCAUGAAAUGCCUCAAAGUGGGGAUGCUCAAAGAAGGUAAGAAGAGGGUUCGUCUGGACCGUGUACGAGGGGGCAGACAGAAGUACAAGCGGAGGCUGGACACAGAAAACAACCCUUACUUGGGCUUGACGCUCCCCCCACCUACCAAAAAGCCUCUCACAAAGAUAGUGUCUCACCUGUUGGUGGCAGAGCCAGAAAAGAUCUAUGCCAUGCCUGACCCAACCAUGCCAGAGAGUGACAUCAAGGCUCUCACCACGCUCUGUGACCUGGCUGACCGUGAGCUAGUGGUCAUCAUCGGCUGGGCCAAACACAUCCCAGGUUUCUCCACCCUCUCUCUGGGAGACCAGAUGAGUCUAUUGCAGAGCGCCUGGAUGGAAAUCCUAAUCCUCAGCAUCGUGUUCCGCUCAUUGCCCUACGAGGACGAGCUCGUCUACGCCGAGGACUAUAUCAUGGAUGAGGAGCACUCGCGGCUGACGGGCCUGCUUGACCUCUAUGUCUCCAUCCUGCAGCUGGUGCGCAAGUACAAGAAACUCAAGGUUGAGAAGGAGGAGUUUGUCACCCUGAAAGCCAUCGCUCUCGCCAACUCAGCAGACUCCAUGCACAUAGAGGACAUGGAGGCCGUCCAAAAGCUGCAAGACGCUCUCCACGAGGCCCUUCAGGACUACGAGAGCAGCCAGCACCAGGAGGACCCACGACGGGCUGGCAAACUGCUCAUGACGCUCCCCCUACUGAGGCAGACUGCAACUAAGGCUGUGCAGCACUUUUAUAGCAUUAAGGUGCAAGGCAAGGUGCCAAUGCACAAACUCUUCCUAGAGAUGCUGGAGGCCAAGGUCUGAUUGCAGGCAGAGGCCUGCAAUAAAAAGAGUGACUUGAAUCAUGGCUGAGGGUUCUCAAGAGGCAGAACCAGCAAUGUCAUUUGCAAAGCAGAGACUUCGAUCUACCUUCUUUGUGGAUCCUUUGGACUUAUAAUAAUGAUUAAAAAACAAGUGGAAAACUUGGUUAUUAGUAUAAAUAUAAAAUGAUGCAGAUUAAUUUAAAAUAUAUAAUAAAUACUAUGUACAGUAAUAAUUUUCUUUUGUAAUUAUCAGUGGUCACGCUGUAUAUGAAGGACCUUUUUGCCCCUUUGCAUCUUCAGAACAAGCUCCAAAAAAUGUUGUUCUUAAGAAAGCAAAGGCGUCAAUAACCAUAAGAAAACUUGUGUGUUGUUGUUUUUUUUUUUUUUUGUCUGGACUUAACCAGGACAUGUAAAUAAUUACUACUUGGAAAGCUGAGUGUUCGGUCCAAAGCUGAACAACCUUGGUAACCAUUUUCCCUUGUUCUCCUCCUCCCAAAAAAAAAAAGGUUGUAAAAGAGAAGAGAAAUAAGGGAAAUAGUUACCUAAAUGUGAACUCUUAUUGGUGAAAUGUCCUUGGAUAACAUACCUCUACUGAGCAGUAAGCAGUCUGAUCUAAGUGGAUCAUUUUCAAACUGGAAGAGUUGCCGAACCAUGUUUAACCAACCUAGCAUAGGCAGGUAAAAUAGUCUUAUGUAGUAGUUUGGCAAUAGGGAAGCUUUGGAGAAGCCAGGCUUAAUUUCCUGUUUCAUGUGCUUUUCUUUGCUGCUGUUGCCUAAAGACCAUGCCUGUCCGUACGUCAUUUUCACCUGUGCAAGACAACACUUGUUCCCCUGUUGCACACCCAUAUUUUUCCUCUUCUGAAGACGUCUGUGUUGGUGCUUCUCAAGCACAAAACCCCCAGACCAGGCUGUCGGUUAAGCCUUUGGAAAUUGCUUUUUGACAUGCAAAUAGAUGGCCUGAUUCAGUGUAGGUGAAAGAUAAUCAGCGGUUUUGGUGCGGAAGUUUCAAAGGAUUUAUGCUGGGUGGCAGAAGUCUAUGAGAUUCCUUGUUCAAACAAUCAGAGACCUAUAUGUCAACCAGUCUAUUUUGGGCUCUAUAAGCCAGAGGGAGCAAGGUGUCCGGCAUCUGCUCUCACCAUUUUAGACAUCUCCCAUCUUUUAAUAGCUGUGCCUGCAUUUAUAGGGCUUCAGCCGAACAGAGGUAAAUGGCAGGUGCAAAUGAGGAGCUGUGGUGUUUCAAAGUUUGUUUAUUUUUACCCAGUGAGGGGCUGUUGUCCAUGCAGCCUUUACACCAGGGGUAGAACGAACACGUGGUCUACUUCUUGACCUUAUGUUGACACAACAGCUGGUGCAGAAUAACACCUCCCCACCAAUAACCGUGAGAAUCUUCAGCGCCCAAUCAUGCACAUGUGAACAACUAUGCAAGAACCAAAGUGUGCACAACUCAAAGGGCAACAGUUUAUUUGUACAACGUGUGAUCUCUGGUGGGAGGAUGAUUCACCUGCUUUUUUUCUUGUUUCGGUCCAUUACGCUAAGUGAGGGUAAUGCUUCAGUGCCGUCUGCCACCCUCCUCAUGCAGGAGUAUUUGCUGAAAGGUAAUGCUUAAACAGCUUUAGUGAUAUAUUGUGGCUAUGUCACAACAAUAUGAUACUGUGAUCAAAGGAAUCCCUGACAUUGCAUAGGUUAGAGUUGCGGCUAUGCUUGUGAUAUAAAAGGCUAGCAGCAAUCGAGCGGCCAGCAGCUGCCUGAAUGGCCAACAAUGGAGAAUUACUCCUGAGAUCUUCCUGCACCUCCCUACUAGAACUAGCCAGAUUAAAAACACUACUGUAGAAGGUGAAAUUUAAGUUGUUCUACUGUUGUGCAAUACAGCAGGGACCAAUUCUGACUGAAAUGGCAUGUUUAGAGAGAGCAUUUGAAAAUCUUGUAAUAUGGUUUCAUUUUUACUUAUAUCGACUAAAAUUGCAGUACAAACAAAGACAUUAGGUUUCUUUUCAUUUUUUUGCCAAUACAAAUCUAAGUAAAGUCAAGUGCAAAAUGGCACUGACAGCAUGAGAUUUUUGGCUAGAGUAAAAGUACCAGUUCCAAGUUACAGUAGUAAGAUCAGUAAGUACAGUAAGUAUUAAAACACCUUAAUAAGAGCCUCUUUAUCUUCCACAACAUGAAUAUAUCUGUUUUUAAUGACCAGACAUGUUUUUAAACAACACAUUUGGUGUUUUCUGUAAAUAUGAGAAAAACAUAGUCAUUCUCUUUCAGCCUGCUUACUGACAGUGUGCAGCCACGUGAGGGGAAGGGCACAAGAUAACUCCAGCAUUUUAUCAUCCAUACCAUUAUAGGGACAUUUACCAGCAGAAAUAGAAAAUUCUAGCUGUAUUAGAAGUAUGCUAAAAGGCUUUGCCUAUAGCAAUACACUGUGGCUUUAUAAUAAUUCCAUGAUCAAUGGUAACCAUGACUUAGGCGGUUAGAGAUGGGUUAGAGAUGCAUAGGUUUGAAGCUUCUAGGAUUCAUCCAACCCACUUCUACUUGAAAUAGCCAUUGUCCAGAUAACUAACUCCUCUUUUGAAAGAAAAGAUUAUAGGUGAAGUUACUUUUAUGUUGUUUAACCCUGCAGGGACCAAUUUACACUGAAAUCGCUCUAAAGGGUUGCCUUCAGAGUGAGCUAAAUUUUGUAGAAUCUUAAUGUUAGUUGCAUUAAAUCUUUUUACAUCAAAACAACUUAACCAGGCUUGUGCCGAUUUGAGGAUACAAAAUGAAAAAAGAAAUUGCAAUGAAUAGUGUUUAUUUUUUUCCCCAGUGAAAUUACACCACAUUAAGUAAAAGACAGGACUUGAUUAUGUGGAUGGGCUGGUAUCAGAAUUGUUGGUAAAGCUUAAAAAGAUGUACAACAGGAUAAUUUUCAUAAUUUGCUUUGAUUGCUGGCUGGUCCGUAUUUUUCAGAAAUACUACUAAACAGUAGUAUGGUAGCCUACUUGAACCAGCUACUGUGGUGUGCAGCAAGAAGUGGGGGCGGGGCACCAAUGCAUUACUCUGUUCUAUAUAGCCAGAGGAAAACAACCCAUCCCUACAUACCUUACAAGUUGUGUCUGUAUGUGUAUUGUAAAUAUAUCAGCAUCAUUAACAGUAGAUUGCCCAAACACCAUUGGAGAACAAAGUAUGCAGCGCUCUGCUGGCUACUACCUCAUCACCAUAUUACCAAUUUUUCUCUGACUUCAUCUGUGACAUACCUGAGCCAUCAUAAUUUUUAUCAACCAUAACCUCAAAAAAAUAAUAAUAAAAUCAGUCUUCUCAGUGGUUCUGCCAAAACAUUUGUAAUUGUUGUCAUGUUUCUUCUCAUCUCACUCAUUCCUCAGAGGCAUUUGUAAAGGUAAAGCAUGCUUAAUUUCAACCAUACAACUUUACCGUUAUGGUGAGGCAAAGUGGGUAUGUGUUUAUAUGAGCAUCGUUGUGUCAGAAUUGGUCCCUUAAUGAGACAAACUGCAAACACGGGGCAGGUAACUGAUUUCCUGCGCCUGUGUUGAGUAUUUAUUGUGUGAAUUAUAUCAUUUGGCAAUGGUGUACAUUGAUAUCUCUGAUUGUUGAAUCACCAAUAUCUGUGUUACUUCUGUUUUGAUUUUCAAAAAGAUAAAAGAUCAAUGAAUUAA